Anarrhichthys ocellatus (wolf-eel) is the source of this 1396-nucleotide messenger RNA. RefSeq names its product zinc finger protein 512B-like. The transcript is spliced from 4 exons. The record is from RefSeq and is a predicted model, not a curated record. The annotation marks the transcript as partial. Gene Ontology annotation, molecular function: zinc ion binding. Lineage: Eukaryota; Metazoa; Chordata; Actinopteri; Perciformes; Anarhichadidae.
UUAAACUACACCCGUCCCGGCCUCCCCAACUUCAGCCAGGAGCUUCUAGAGACCUGGAAGAACCAAGUGAAGGAGAAGGGCUUCAUCUGCUGCAUCAACGAAAACUGUGAAGCGGUGUAUUCCAGUGUAUCGGGACUAAAAGCACACCUUGCCAACUGCAGCCAGGGUGGUGGAGAACUGGGAAAGUACACGUGUCUGAUCUGUCAGAAGGACUUUAGCUCGGAGAGCGGUGUGAAGUACCACAUCAGCAAGACACACUCACAGAACUGGUUUCGAGCAGCGGCCAGCCAAGUGGCCUCCAGCACGAAGAGCAAAGCGCUGGAGAACAACGGGCUCAAAGCCGAGGUGAGGAACGGCGCCACCACCACCGGCAAGAAGAGGGGCCGCAAGCCCAAAGAGCGCCCCCCUGUGGCCGAGCCUCUCCACACACAAACUGAAGCGUCGCCCGCCACUCAAAACUCAACCCCCGCCGUGACCCCCUCACAGUCCCCCGCCCGGAUCCCCGACCCAACGGACGGUGCCAAUCCGGGCCCAAACAGACAGCCCGUGCUCUGCGCCGCCAGACGAAGCAAACCCUAGAGGGCGCGGUUGUCAGAGAGGACGCUCGCUGUAAAUGUGGUGACAGGAAGCUCAAAAAGACCUUUGUACCUCCGCAGGGACUCGGCACCGAGGAGCUAAAUCAACCCUUAAGAAGUAAAACAUUUAGUACAGACUUUUUCCAGAGUGUCUACCGUUAUAAACAACACUCUUGUAACGGUAGCGUUUUAUUUCUUCAUUCCGCUUUUGUCUCCUUUUUUUUUUUUAAAGGCUCACAUUUGGGUUUCUGCACUCACAGCGGGGGGGCGUCGGUAGUAAAGAUGGCAGCGUUUUCUAAACGGAUGCAGAUUCUCUCUGCGAUGUUCAUGUUGUGUUUGAGAGGUUUUAAAAAAGAAAAGGAUAUUCUAUUAGCAUGGUGAAGUCAUUUAAUGAUAGCUAGUGUUUUCACUUCCUUCUUUUCUUCCCACAGAUAUACUGUACUGUGUACAUAAACAAUAUCUAUAUCUAUAUAUCUAUAUACUCAAAGCAAUGAUGCCAUCUGUCCUUUUUAAAGCCUGACACGUCCAAUCGGAUCAUGAGCAGUCAGAUUCUAUUUCUUUUUGCAGUGUGUGCUGUAGUGCAAUGAACUUGAUUUUCCGAAUUUCUUUCUGGUUUUACUUUUCUUGUUUGUUUUUUUUACUUUUCAUGUUUCAAGUAAGCAAAUGUCACAUAAGCUAAAAUGUUGGUCAGUUCUUAAUCAAAUUCCCGUCUGUUUUUCCUGCAGCUAUGACAUUUGAUUUUGUUUUUUAAUCUGCAUCACAUGGCGAUGAAAGGUAUCUGGUUUUUUGACGAAGUGUGAAAAGAUUAUUUCCACAGUUCU